CAUCGAAGUGAACCCACGUUUCAGUGUCCGACCAAAGGAUGCGUUGAGAUUUUCUUUAAUAUAUCUCAACGCCGUAGACAUCAGAUUGCGGUCCAUAACCGCAAGCCAUUGCUUAUACGCAAAUAUCGGUGCGAUUGGCCGGGAUGUGAGUGGACGGGUCGUGCCAUUGGUCAGCAUAAACUGCAACACACGGGCGAAAAGCCGUUUGCGUGCUUAUGGCCAGAGUGUGGCAAACGGUUCGGUCGAAUGGACUAUUUUAAAUACCACAUGAAUAUUCAUAACAACGUUAAGCCCUAUGCGUGUCAUUGGCCCGGAUGUACACACAGUUACGCACACAUCGCUAAUCUUUCGUCACAUAUCAAGCGAUUUCACACCAAA
Medioppia subpectinata is the source of this 378-nucleotide messenger RNA. The record is from the annotation of a GenBank genome assembly. Lineage: Eukaryota; Metazoa; Arthropoda; Arachnida; Sarcoptiformes; Oppiidae.